This is a messenger RNA of Stegostoma tigrinum, 1274 nucleotides long. Its product is annotated as acyl-CoA-binding domain-containing protein 6-like. Lineage: Eukaryota; Metazoa; Chordata; Chondrichthyes; Orectolobiformes; Stegostomatidae. The record is from RefSeq and is a predicted model, not a curated record. Gene Ontology annotation, molecular function: protein binding; fatty-acyl-CoA binding. The transcript has 8 exons. Bases 347 to 1159 code for a protein of 270 amino acids.
UGUGGGAGACGUGGCUCGAAAACAAACGUAAAAGCAGAAAGCGACGCGACUUUUUGUUUUGUUAAAUGUGUCGGGGCACGUUCAAAAGAAUAAGGUGCAUUUUCGCUGCGGAACCUUCGCACGGCGGCCGGUGCGUUCCACCCGGAGUGUUGACAGCUCCGGGACGGGCAGCGGUGUGAGAAGUAGCGGGGGGUGGGGGUGGGGUGCAAAAGAACCAGCGGUUAAACGGUCGGAGCUGGACUCUUUCUCUACUUCUCUCCCACGGCUUCGUUGCCUCGGCAGCGAAUAAUUAACAGGUCAGUGGGGAACUUCCCCCGGAGCCUGGGUCACGGGCUCCCUACCCGAGAUGGCGGCGGUGUCAGACCAGGCGAGCGAUAGCGAGGACCGUGUGCCGGAGACUGAGGGCGGAGGAGGAGGAGGAGGAGGCGGGCGCGCGCUGGAGACUGAGUUCGAGCGCGCGGCCGCGCACGUGCAGACGCUCGCGCAUGCGGCCGGCCGCGAGACUCUGCUCUACCUGUACAGCCGCUUCAAACAGGCCAAAUUUGGGAAAUGCAACAUUCCAAAGCCUGGAUUCUUUGAUUUUGAAGGCAAACAGAAAUGGGAAGCAUGGAAGGCGGUGGGGGAUAUGACUGCACGACAGGCUAUGAAAGAAUAUAUUGCAGCUGUAAAUAAAUUGGACCCAGAGUGGAACCCUCAGGAUUCGGUGAAGGAAUCUGAUCAGAAAUUACGGUUUGGUGGCCCUGUAGUCAGCAGCCUUUAUCAAGAGGAGAUGAUCAGGGACGAAGACAAAACCAUAUUUGAUCAUUGUAGAGAGAACAAUAUUGAUCAUAUUUUAAAAGCCCUUGUAUCCAAGAGUGUGGAUGUUAACUUGAAGGAUGAGGAGGGAAGAGCCCUGCUACAUUGGGCGUGUGAUCGAGGACAUAAAGAUCUGGUUGGCAUGUUGCUCCAACAAAAAGCUGAAAUCAACAGUCAGGACAGUGAAGGACAGACAGCAUUGCAUUAUGCAUCUGCCUGUGAAUUUGCUGAUAUCGUGGAGUUGUUGUUAAAUUCUGGUGCUGAUCCCACCAUCCAGGAUGCGGAAGGAUGCCUCCCUGAAGAGGUGACUGACUCCAAGGACAUCUCACAGAUGUUGCGACAGUAUGCUGCAUCCAAAGGCUAAUCCCAGGCCUGAUGCCUGACUCCAAAUGGAAACUACAGAAACAAUGAUGUAUUGUAACAUAUUUCAUGGUGAUUGCUACAUUAUAACAUGCAAUAAUUAAACAGUCAUUCACAAA